AAACGAGGCUCGUUAGAGUUAAGAAAAGAGAAUGGAAUGUAAAGAAUUCAGUUUCUUGGAUGAAUCGAUAUAACACAAUAAAGUGCAUAAAGAGCGACCGUGAUCCAAUUAUAAUUGUAUCAUACUGUAAUUUGAAAGGGCUGAUUAUGGCUGUACACCACAGGAGAUACCGAAGACGAUAAAUUUUUAGAUUAUAAAUUAUGUCCUCACUGUCAUUGCACAAUGCUGUCAGCAAGAAGAAAAAAGUUGUCAACGUCAUCUUGUUAAAUGGAGAGGCCUGUCAAGUCACUGUGGAUGUCAAGUCCAAAUUCCUUGAUGUGUUCAAUCAGAUUACCUCUUACCUAAAUCUUAGAGAAACUGAGUACUUUGGGUUGGCACAGAAGAAAGAUGAGGAAUACUUAUUUGUUGCUCUGGAUGAAAAAAUUCACAAACAAGCACCAAAGUCUUGGAAAACAGGAAAUGGAGAGGGCCUGGAUGAACGAGGUCAGCCUAUCUUGACUGUGUAUUUUCGUGUUCACUUUUAUGUAGACCAGUUUGUUUUACUGAGGGAAAAGGUCACCAGGCAUCUGUAUUAUCUUCAAUUAAAAGAAAAUCUACUGCAUUACAAUCAUGUCUGUUCAGAAGGAAAAUGUUUCCAAAUGGUGUCUUAUGCACUUCAAGCAGACUUGGGCAAUUACAGCUCAGAAAAGCAUGCAGAAGGCUACUUUGAUCCAAGAGAGUAUUUUCCUGCAUGGAUGGUGAAGAGAAGGGGAGAGAACUACAUUGUGAACAAUAUACCAGUCAUUCACAAGGAUUUACAGAAUGUGACAAAAUCUGAGGCUGAACUUCGUUUUAUUCGUGAGGCUUCCAUGUCGCCUGCAGCACACAAUCUUCAUUUUUAUCGUCUUCGGAAGCGGAAAACUGACAAAAGUUGCAAUGCAUGGUUAGGUGUUUGUGCCAAAGGAAUUGAAAUAUAUGAGGAAAUGAGUGAUUCAUUCAAAAACCUUAUUUCAACAUUUUUGUGGCCUGAUAUUGGAAAACUGCACUUUGAGAAAAAGAAGUUUGAGAUUCAGUCUGGACCAGGUGGAAGAAAGUUUUCAUACUACACAGAGUCGGACUGCAAGUCUAAGUACUUGCUUUCCUUGUGUAGAACCACUCAUAUGUUCCAGAUGGCCAUCCAACCCAAGCUCAUGGAAAUCAGGCAUUUGGAUGCUGAAGAUAAGAGGAGAUACAGGGAAUCUUACAUUUACUCGGAUACCCAAGAUUUAGUCACCAAUGGAGGGACGUUUCGAGGGAACCUCUCCCCCUCUACAAAAGGUGCCACCACACGAUUCUCUGUGGUCAGUGACGCGAGCUCUAACACCACAUCAGGCAUCGCCAGUGACAAGAUGACCAUCAGCUUUGAAGAAAAUGAUGAACCCACCAAAGAAAUAAUGAUCGACUGUCCACCUCAAGUUUCAAAUUUCAGAAUGUCACCUCGUCAAGGGAGAUUGACAGCAGAUGGAGUUAUCUCCACUUUGCCAAGUUACAUCCCAUCAAGGGGUAAAAAGACAAGUCCUAAAUUGGACUACAAAUCAGCCUCUGUGAGGAGAGGAAUGAAACACAUAGACCGAUCCCCCUCUCUGGGCCGCCCCACCAUCCCCAAGCCUAGCACAUCCCCCGUCACCCGACACAUCGAUAGAAUAUCACCCACCGCCACACCAGUUAUUAGUGCACAUAGGUCAGACAUUAGCGCACAUAGUGGACAUAGUGCACACAGCACGCACAGUGCUCAAAGCUCAGGCACCAUGUUUAACAGUUCUGAGCAUGUGAACAAAUCGCCUAGUGGGAGUAGUUUUGGUUCCUUACAAGGGGGACGACUCAGUCUGCCCUGCCCACCCCAGCCUGUGCCUCCAGCAUAUACCAGUGCUAGGACAGUGCCCGUCUAUGUAGCACACAGCACCACCUCCAGUUUCAGCCAUUCAGAUGCAAUAUCAUUUUCACAGCCAGUCAGUAGAAGCACAAGUCGUGCUGAAAGCUUUAACAAGAACUUUGGACGAUACCACCUCCAGGAGAAUGAAUCCUUGAUUCCUCCGGUGUCCAGUCAGUUACAAACACCAUUCACUGGCACUUUGGCUCCAGAUUUUGGGAGUGGCACACCUCUGUUAGACGCCUUGGCCGGUAAUCUUGUCCUACAAAACUAUCAAAACUACCCUCCUGUUACACACGGAGAAAUGACCGAAGUUCCUUACCCUAAACCAGAAAUUACUGAAGCUUACAUUCCUAACACUGAAAUGACGCUGCCAGAGAUGACUAAGGAGUACCUGGCCCCACCCCCCAUGUUUGCAGACAGUAGUCACAAUGAGUCCACAGACUCAGCCUUGUCUGGGUCUGGUAGUAUGGACCCCAAAUUGUCAAUGACUUCAGAUAGUGGAUCUAUGGACCACACAGAGUCAGAAGUAGAAGAGUCAAAUCAGGAUGGGGAGCUAGCAAGUGAAAAUCCACCAACUCAAAUUUCUGUCAAUAAUCAAGAAGAAAUCCUCCACCCCGAGCUGGAGGAGAUUCGUGGUCAGCCCAGUGCAUUUUCUUCCUUCUCCAUGAUAACUAAGCUGUGUACGGACAAAUCCUUAAUGCAAAACCCAUAUCCCAAAGUAUCAGUACCUGUCAUUGGUGCCUAUGACAUGAGUUCCAUAAGGUCAACAGACUCACGAAUUUCACAUUUGUCACAUGAUAUGGAUGCUCGUCGUUUGUCGUCGUGUUACCCAGAAUCCUCUCAACCAAUGACAACGGUAACUCCUACCCGACCAUUCAGCUGGCACAGUGAAAACUUUGAACUCGAUGCCCAGUUGACCUUGCUAAAUGGUAAUGUUGCUAUGAUACCAGGUUACCUUGACAAUUACACUAGCAUGCCACAGAACCUGGGAGGAAUCCUAGUUGCGCCCCCUUCUUCGUUAGCUAAUACGUUUGCGCUAGACUUUGCGAGACAGCAGAUGAUAGGGGGCAGGUAUUCCCCGCAGUCGAUAGCAAGUCAUUUAAUGAUACCUCCCAAGUUAUCCAGUGGGGGACACAGUACUACUGAUAGAAAUAUUAGUCAAAAAGCUUUCAAAGAAACUUUUGGAAUUGCAUAAUUGAUGAGUUCUAUUACAUCAAUAAUUUUACUAUUACUGAUAUUCUGUUUUGAAAAUCACUGUUGCAAAAUGUUUGUGGAUAAUGUCUAAGCAUGUUACUUAUAAAUUUUUGUUUUGCCCUGAAAGUGAAAAGAUCUGAGUUGGAGUGACUGAACAAAAGUUGUAUUUGAGUUUUGAUUAUGUCUGUUUGUUGAAUGGCUUUUCAGUGUGUAGUUUUUGUAAGUGUGAUGAACAAUUAGAAAUUGUCUACUGCCAAACAAAUAGGUGAGCUAGGAUUGAAUAGCAGAUAUUUUUUGUUAAAGAUUAUUUUUAUCAAAUAUUAUUUUUAUGUGCUGUGCACAAAAUGAUAUUGUUCCUUAUUUCAUUAACCUUUGAAAAUUUUUGUACAUACAUGUACAGUGAACAAAGUAUUUUUUCCAUUGAAAUUUUUUUUUUAAAAGAAGCAUGCAAGAUGAAAUAUAUUUUGAAUGGUGAUGCAUAUAUUUUUUGAGAUGAGAAGAUGGUUCUAUGCAAUUUGAUGGACUGUGGUCAUUUAGAUUUUACAGGUUUUUUUUCCCACUGGGUAUUUUAUUUCAUAAUAUUUUCCACAACAUUUGCAAUAAACUAACAUUUUUAUUAUUGUAAUAUUGAAUUGUUGUGAUAGAUAUAUAUAUAUUUAAUCUAUACAAAGGUUGUAUUAGGAAAGUUGUUGUCACAAGGAUAAAAUUUACAUAGAAUUAUAAAAGAUCAUUAUCAUUUCCUACCUUAGCUGAUUGUUUGAGCUUUAAAAUUUAGCUACAUGAUAUAUGUGUUUAUGUACAGUGGAAUUUUAAAAUGUUUUUGUAUGUCAAAGUAUGUGCAUUUUUACCAUGAUAUUAUUUUAAAAGUUUUGGAUCGACUUCUACAUUGAAGCGACUUUUCCUUUUUAUUACGCAGGGACUUUUAGAGUUGCAUUGUAAGCAAGCAGGCAUAUUUCUUAAAAAAUAAAAAAUCUGUAUUUUUAUUUCUAUUUUAUGAUUGAAAAGUUAAAUGAAAACUCAUAAAACUCUAUGAUAUAUUACCCAAAACACAGAUAAUUAUUUUUUAAAUUUUUUUCUUCUUCAUUGUUUGAAGGCAGUUUAAGUUUUAAAAGAGGAAUAUUUUAAAUAAUUUUGGAAAUAACACCUCAUACGAUGAACAUUGCUUGCAUUUUAGGUUACAGUGCAACUUAGAGGUACCUGUGGUUUCAUUCUGUGAUGUAAACAUUGUGAUAAUGGCUAAAUAGCCAGCAUUUCUUCUUCAUGGUCAGUAUAGCCUUCAGUAUGUUAAUUUCAUGUUUGUGAAACAAACUUCAUUCAUUUCCCCCAUUCAUUUUGAAAGUCUAAAUGAACAAUUUAUACUGCUUUUAGAUAUUUUCACUUUUGUGACUUUUGCAACUGUGUUAAAGUAUUGUUCAGAAAAGGUAGAUUUGACUGCAUUUCAUUAAUAGCAAAUAAGUUUAGAUAUAAAUGAAAUAAUCAGGUUUAAACACUUAUCAGCUGAUAUAAAUUUUAGGAUUUUUUUUUUGCAAAAAAUUUAUAUAUUCAAACAUUCGCUGUUAAGAAAUUGGUUUUGUACAAUAUUUAGAUUAUACAAUGUCAGAAUAUGUUUGUUGAAAAUGAUACAAUCUAAUAAGUAUGCUGCGAAUUGUUGAUUGCAGUAAGCAUUUACAAUCAUUUAUUUGUAAGCUGCAUGGAUUGUGUGAUAAAAAAGCAUGUUAAGGGUUAUCCCUCCUUGAACUUCAUACACACUUUGUUACAUGCUAAGUGAACUUCUUUUCAAAUCCACCAAUUUAUGCUGUAUGGUUUAUUUCAGAUCUGAAAAUCAUUUUGGUUUUUGACUAUGCAUUUUAAAUUUAUGCAGAUAAAUCCCUAAUACUGCAGUCACAGGAAGGCUUUUGUCACAUUUUCUUCUGCGGCAGACAUCUAUGCAAGUAAUUCAAAACAUGAAAGCUAUUUUUUUUAUUGGGGAAUUUUAUAUACUUCAUUUUAAGUCCAUUGUUGUACAGAAGAAUCCAAGAUAUUACUUAGGUACUGACAUGAAUUUAUAUAGCCAGUAUUCUCAGACAUAUUUGCAGAAAGCUAAGAAACUAGUAUCUCCAUUCCUUAAUAUUUUCAUAUGCAUAUUUAUCUUACCAAUAGGAAUAUGAGAGUGACAAUGUUUUUGGUAGAGUGUGACUUGAAGGAUGGAAACUUUGAUUGUGGAAUGACACUGGUUCUCUUGUUGUUUUCCCAUGUUUUACAAAAUAUCCUGAAGACCUUUCAUUUUGUUAGUUAACGGACAACGGGUGUGAAAGAUCUAUGCAAUAUCAUUAUUGGGCAUUUCGCCAUAUCGACAGGAAGUUUUCUUUUGUGUGUUAAAAUUCGAAUCGUGAUUUUGGAGGAUGCUUACAAAAUGUGAUUUCAUAUGUACAAAAAAUACAAGCCUUAGAAAUGGUUUCUCUGCAUUACUGAAGAUAUUAUAAUGAAAGUACAUCAGUGUGUUUACACCUCAUUCGUACAAGAGCAGGUUUAAAUUCUUAAGAAGAUGGUGCUAAGAAUAUUUCAUUGGGGAGUGUUAUGUGCCUUUUUAUAGAAGGAUAUUUAUCAAAGACAGCUUUAUAUGUUGUGUACACAUGAUGACUAACUGAUUCUUAUAAUACAUUAGAAUUCUUUCAUAUUUGUUAAGAUACUAAUUAUUGAAAUAGCUAAUUCAUGAAGGGAGUAUUUAUACAAAUAAAUAUAUGUUACUACUGUA
Magallana angulata is the source of this 5819-nucleotide messenger RNA. RefSeq lists its product as uncharacterized. The record is from RefSeq and is a predicted model, not a curated record. The coding region runs from base 201 to 3086 and encodes 961 amino acids. Gene Ontology annotation, cellular component: cytoplasmic side of apical plasma membrane; cytoskeleton. Gene Ontology annotation, biological process: positive regulation of hippo signaling. The transcript is spliced from 13 exons. NCBI's taxonomy places the organism in Eukaryota, Metazoa, Mollusca, Bivalvia, Ostreida, Ostreidae.